GAGUUCCCACAGCAUGGCGGAAGGAGUAGUUGUCCGGAUGGAUUAUUACUCACCUUUUAAUUUACGUGUUCUGUUUUGACGGGAGGAUUUUGGACUUUAGAGACGCAGUUCACAACACUUAAAACAACUUCAGCCUAGUCUCGCGACGAUGGCAGACCGCGGGGUGGAUUUGGCGGCUGUGCCGAAAGGUGUUAGAGAGCAGUUGGCGGAGUUAGAGCUGGAGCUAUCUGAAGGUGAUAUCACACAGAAAGGCUAUGAAAAGAAACGAGCGAAACUGCUGUGCCCACACGUACCACAGACCCAAAAUGUGGAUAUCCAGUUGACCCCGGGUGUUUCUUCAGACCCCAACACUGGGCCCACUCCAGCCCCACGGCAACACAGAGCUCACCGCAGCGGAGGAGCACGGGAUGACCGCUACAGGUCAGAUAUUCACACAGAGGCCGUGCAGGCUGCUCUGGCCAGGCAUAGAGAGGAGAAAAUGGCCCUUCCCAUGCCCACCAAGCGCCGUUCAGCUUUUGCCCAGUCUCCUGCAGAGAAUUGCACUCCUCCUGAUACAUCAUCAACAUCAGAGGACGAGGGCUCUCUGCGUAGGCGCCAGGUUGCCAUAAGUGCAAUGCUGGCACAGAACCUCCAGAGUUCUGAGUACUGGAUCAACCGCUCUGUCCAGAGCUCCUCCACCUCCUCUUCUGCCUCCUCCACGCUCUCUCACGGAGAAAGCAAAACUCAAAUCCACAACCACAGCCAAGGGCAGACCAGCACACUGGCUGACGUGAUGGCACACACCCGCAUAGAGAGCAGCAGUGUUCCGCCUGAUGUCACAUCCUCUGUGCCUCAGGAGAGAAACUCCAGAGGGGAUCUGCCACCCAACAUAGCAGUGAAGGGCAUGAACCGUGGCCUGAGUCGCUCUAGUAUGAUGGACACUGCCGGCGGUGUUCCAGUACAUAGUCGUGUCUCCACUAAAAUUCAGCAGCUGCUCAAUACGUUGAAGAGACCCAAACGGCCUCCACUUAGUGAGUUCUUCCUGGAUGACUCUGAAGAGAUUGUGGAAGUUCCUCAGCCAGAUCCUAACACACCCAGACCAGAGGGCCGACAGAUUAUUCCAGUUAAGGGGGAACCGCUGGGGGUGGUCAGUAACUGGCCACCGGCCCUUCAGGCUGCACUGGCACGUUGGGGAGCCACACAGGCCAAGAGCCCUGCUCUCACUACCUUGGACAUCACCGGCAAACCGCUCUACACCCUCACCUAUGGUAAACUUUGGAGUCGCAGUCUGAAGUUGGCAUACACACUGCUAAAUAAACUGGGCACAAAAAAUGACCCAGUACUGAAGCCCGGAGACAGGGUGGCAUUGGUGUAUCCCAACAGUGACCCCGGGAUGUUCUGGGUGGCCUUCUAUGGGUGUCUUCUUGCUGAGGUCAUUCCUGUCCCAAUAGAAGUGCCUUUGUCCCAAAAGGAUGCAGGAAGUCAGCAGAUUGGCUUCCUGUUGGGAAGCUGUGGUGUGGGCCUUGCUCUUACUAGUGAAGUGUGUCUUAAAGGACUGCCAAAGACCCCUAAUGGAGAAAUAAUGCAAUUUAAAGGAUGGCCUCGGCUUAAAUGGGUGGUCACUGAUACUAAGUAUCUCACAAAACCAUCCAAGGACUGGCAGCCACACAUACCCACGGCAAACACUGACACUGCUUACAUAGAGUACAAGGCUAGUAAGGAGGGUACUGUGAUGGGUGUGGCUGUGUCUAAAAUCUCAAUGCUGACACACAGUCAGGCUCUAACGCAGGCUUGCAAUUACUGUGAAGGAGAAACACUGGUUAAUGUCCUGGACUUUAAGAAAGACACAGGCCUGUGGCAUGGAGUGCUCACGAGUGUCAUGAAUCGUAUCCACACUAUUAGUGUGCCGUAUGCUGUCAUGAAGGCUUGUCCACUGUCCUGGGUGCAGAGAGUUCAUGUUCACAAAGCUCGUGUGGCCUUGGUUAAAUGUAGGGACCUUCACUGGGCUAUGAUGGCUCACAAAGAUCAGAAGGACACCAAUCUGUCCUCUCUACGCAUGCUGAUUGUAGCUGAUGGAGCCAAUCCCUGGUCAGUGUCUUCGUGUGAUGCAUUUUUGAACGUCUUCCAGUCUCAUGGGCUGAAGCCAGAGAUGAUCUGCCCAUAUGCUUCAUCCACAGAGGCCAUGACUGUGGCCAUCCGCAGGCCUGGUGCCCAUGGUGCUCCACUCCCUGCCAGGGCCAUACUCUCUAUGGCUGGACUCAGUCACAGCGUAAUCCGUGUCAACACUGAGGAUAAGAACUCUGCCCUUACUGUGCAGGAUGUAGGCCAUGUUAUGCCUGGAGCUCUGAUGUGUAUUAUAAAGCCUGAUGGGCCUCCCAUGCUCUGUAAGACUGAUGAGAUUGGAGAGAUAGUGUUGAACUCACGUGCUGGAGGCACCAUGUACUAUGGCCUACCAGGAGUGACAAAGAACACUUUUGAGGUAAUACCUGUAAACUCAGGUGGUACCCCUAUAGGAGAGGUUCCCUUCACACGGACUGGACUGUUGGGCUUUGUGGGUCCAGGAAGUUUGGUGUUUGUGGUGGGGAAGAUAGAGGGUCUGCUUUCAGUCAGUGCACGUAGACACAAUGCAGAUGACCUGGUGGCCACAGCUCUGGCAGUUGAGCCGGUCAAAACCGUCUAUCGAGGGAGGAUUGCUGUGCUUUCCGUCACUGUGUUCUAUGAUGAGAGAAUAGUGAUUGUGGCAGAGCAGAGACCUGAUGCCAGUGAAGAGGACAGUUUUCAAUGGAUGAGCAGAGUCCUACAAGCAAUAGACAGUAUCCACCAGGUGGGGUUGUAUUGCUUGGCAUUAGUACCUGCUAACACAUUACCCAAAACUCACCUGGGUGGUAUUCAUUUAUCCGAGACCAAGCAGCGCUUCCUGGAUGGCUCUCUUCACCCAUGCAACAUUCUGAUGUGCCCUCAUACAUGUGUUACCAACCUUCCAAAACCAAGGCAAAAGCAACCAGUGGGAGUGGGUCCGGCCUCCAUCAUGGUAGGCAACCUGGUGGCAGGAAAAAGGACAGCACAGGCUGCUGGGAGAGACCUUGGGCUCCUUGAUGACCAAGAGCAAUCCAGGAAGCACCAGUUCCUGUCCGAGGCACUGCAGUGGAGGGCACAGAAUGAUCCUGAUCACAUCCUCUAUAUGCUUCUUAAUGCAAAGGGAGUAGCAGUGAGCUCCGUCACAUGUUCUCAGCUGCACAAGCGAGCUGAAAAGAUAACUGCAGCUUUGUUGGAAAGAGGAGGAAUUAACACUGGAGACAAUGUAGUACUGCUUUACCCUCCUGGCAUAGAUCUAAUAGCCUCCUUCUAUGGUUGUCUGUAUGCCGGCUGUAUUCCGGUCACCGUCAGGCCUCCUCACCCACAGAACCUUGCUGCCACACUACCCACUGUCCGAAUGAUCAUAGAUGUGAGCAAAGCAGCCUGCAUCCUCACAACUCAGACCCUUAUGAAGAUUUUACGGUCUAAAGAAGCAGCAGCCUGUGUGAAUGUGAAGACUUUGCCAAACAUCAUAGACACAGAUGAUCUUCCCAGGAAACGGCCUCCUCACAUCUAUAAGCCACCCACUGCAGAGAUGCUGGCCUACCUGGACUUCAGUGUGUCCACCACAGGCAUGCUGACUGGAGUUAAGAUAUCUCAUUCAGCGGUCAGUGCUUUGUGUCGAUCCAUCAAAUUGCAGUGCGAGCUGUACUCUUCCAGACAAAUUGCCAUCUGCCUGGACCCCUACUGCGGCCUGGGCUUUGUGCUGUGGUGUCUAUCUAGUGUUUAUUCAGGUCACCAGUCAAUCCUGAUUCCUCCCAUGGAAUUGGAGACCUCUCUGCCCCUGUGGUUAAGCACGCUUAGUCAGUAUAAGAUCAGAGACACCUUCUGUUCCUACUCAGUCAUGGAGAUCUGCACCAAGGGCCUUGGCACACAGACUGAAGCUCUGAAGGUGCGCGGCGUGAACCUAUCAUGUGUAAGGAGCUGUGUCGUCAUAGCAGAAGAGAGACCCCGUUUGGCACUCACACAGUCAUUCUCCAAGCUCUUCAAAGACCUGGGCCUGUCUCCACGCGCAGUGAGCACUGCUUUUGGUGCCAGAGUCAACCUGGCCAUCUGUCUACAGGGCACUGCUGGUCCAGACCCAUCCACUGUUUAUGUAGACAUGAAGUCUCUCCGGCACGACAGAGUGAGACUGGUGGAGAGAGGAGCUCCUCAAAGUCUGCCGCUGAUGGAGUCUGGCACUAUUCUUCCUGGAGUGCGAGUGAUCAUUGUGAACCCAGAGACUAGAGGACCACUAGGAGACUCUCAUCUCGGCGAGAUCUGGGUGAAUGGUCCUCACAAUGCCAGUGGUUAUUACACUAUCUAUGGAGAGGAGAGCCUCCAGGCAGACCACUUCAACACACAACUGAGUGUUGGAGAGACCGAGACACUCUGGGCCAGAACUGGGUAUCUGGGUUUUGUCAAGAGGACGGAGCUACUGGAUGCCAGUGGAGAUCGCCAUGAUGCUCUGUUUGUGGUGGGUUCGCUGGAUGAAACGCUGGAGUUGCGAGGUUUGCGUUAUCACCCCAUUGACAUUGAGACGUCAGUGUCUCGGACGCAUCGAAGCAUUGCUGAGAGUGCUGUAUUCACAUGGACAAAUCUGCUGGUUGUUGUGGUGGAGCUCAGUGGGUCGGAGCAGGAAGCUCUCGACCUGGUUCCACAGGUCACUAAUGUGGUGCUGAAAGAGCACCACCUCAUAGUGGGUGUGGUGGUCAUCGUGGACCCUGGUGUCAUUCCUAUCAACUCCAGAGGCGAGAAGCAGCGCAUGCACCUGCGCGACUCCUUCCUGGCCGACCAACUGGAUCCCAUCUAUGUGGCAUACAACAUGUGAGCAUGAACUAAUCACGUCAUAAGAGCGUACAGCUCUACAUGGCACCUAAAGAACUGCUCACAGUGGGUACAACUUGGCCAUUCUGUGCUGUCCGCACACAAGUGGACAUGGAGGAGGAAGCUGGCUAGGCCUCUCUCUGCCUGUGCGCUGAGCCUUGUAAAUAUUUUUAUGUUCUCUCUAAUGUGAUUGUGGCUGAGUUUUAGCCUGUUUGACCAGUUGUGGUCAAAGUCCACCCUGGCUCAAGCCAUCCAUCCCUCCCUCCCUGGACAUUGAGUGUGUCACAAGGAGGGUGGUGCAUUUCUUUUAGAACAAAUUCCUGCCCUAUAAAACAGAUGGAACCACAUUUUCACAGCUAUAACAUAGAUACAUUGACUCUGACGUCUUUGACCGACUCAGUGUGCCACUUCUGGUAUGCCUCUUACAUAGAGCAGAGCUUGCAUACAGUACCAUGCCCAUAAAGAUCUGCUUUAAGACUGUGCUUGAGGCCUGAGGGACAAACACAUUAAGAUUUUCUGUGCACUUUAUCUCCUCUCUUAGGCUAGCACUUAUGCCUGCUUAGGGGAGAGUCCUUACUUUUUCCAUUCUGGAAGUGCAAACUUGGUUAAAUACAGUAUAUAACAGUAUCACCAGCAAAGCAGACUGUAUGUGGCAGUCCACCGGAUCUGAAAUCACUCAGACUUGGUUUGUUCAUAUCAUAUUUUACUUAAACUGCUAGUCAUUUUAAUAGUUUUAAAAUUAUAGAACGUUUACAUGCAUCACCUUUUAUUCUUGUGCGAAAUCUUUUUUUUUUUCUUUCUUAACUGACAUUGCCGACUGUAAUGCACAUCUUUUCAGAACCUGAUUGAGUUUUGUGAAACAUCCUUACUGAAAGCACACAGCAAUUUUAGAAGAUUUAAGAUUUAUAUGCAUUAAAUGUCUGUAUAUUAAGGGUGAAGUUACAGUAUGAAGACCGUUCCAUGCUGUAUGAAACUUAUGGAUGUUUUAGUUUUGUAUGUAUGCUUUGUCUUUAUUUGAUUGUAGUGUCAAAGGAAUUAUGAAAAUAUAAAUGGAUGAGAGGCUUUUUAUUUUAUUUUUUUGUUAUAUUGUUACUUACAAUAUAACAAACAAUAUAUUGCAGUGCCUCACUGGUGCUACUGUAUAAAUGGAAACCAUUAUCCGGUCCUCCAAAAAAACCUGACUGAUCUUUCAUAAUUGAUAUAUGAAUUCAUAAUUCUCACCAUCAUUGGCUAAAAACAUCAUGAUUCAGAAAUAAUAAAGAAAUAUUUUUACACAUUACAACCACAAAACAAUAAUUAUUUUGCAUCUUUAAUAUCUGUUGUUUCAGUCACCCUUCCUCCCAAGUCUUCUUAAUGAUUUAUUGGUUUUAGUGUGUGUGUGAGUGAGUGUGAUAGAAAGCAAAUAAGGUAGUUUUAGGCAAGGCUUUCACGUCUUUUUUAGGGACAAGUAGAUACUAGGAGAGAAUGUGAUAAGACACAAUACAUAUUUUCUAUUUGAAUAAAAUUACUUCAUUUAUCAGCACCUAAAUUAAACUUUAAUUUUUUUAAUGGCCUUAGAUACAAAUAUUAAUUCUUCCUGCAGAUUGUUUACAUGUGAAUUAUGUGCAACUCUUUUCUAUAAAGAUGCACAUUUCUUUUUUGCUACAUUCUCAUAACUGUUUUGUUUUCUAUUUUUAAUUCAAUUACCAAUUGUAAAAAUAAUUAAAUGUGUUAUUGUAAAUGAAUCCUAAUUUCUUUAUUGCAGUAAUGUCAUGUGAACUAAGUGCAAAUACAAGGAACUGUUGAAUGAGCAUAGGAAGAAUUUAAAUUUAGUGCUCUUUUCUCACAUCUGACUGCUUUCAAAAAGCAAUCAAUUCUGUGAGGAAGCAGCAGACAAAUUAAUAUGUAUUUAAAAGCAAAACUGUACAUCAAUGCAUACAUGUAAAUAAAUGCAUUAAAUACUU
Messenger RNA from Xyrauchen texanus (razorback sucker), 6803 nucleotides. RefSeq names its product disco-interacting protein 2 homolog B-A. The record is from RefSeq and is a predicted model, not a curated record. The transcript has 38 exons. NCBI's taxonomy places the organism in Eukaryota, Metazoa, Chordata, Actinopteri, Cypriniformes, Catostomidae. The coding region runs from base 149 to 4864 and encodes 1571 amino acids.